AUGUCUCUCGAAGAGAAGCUCGACAAGAUCCGAUCGCCAAAGCUUCAGAGUCAGCAGCAGACCCGUAUUGUCCUCUCCUCUCUGGAAGAUAUCCUUAAAGAUCAAAAAACGGCACAAACCCCGACUGGCUAUUUCGCAGGACUUCUCGCCUUACUCGGAAAGGCGACUUCCAGUGCCGGCGUGAAUAAAGAAUUGGCGACCUCAGUCGUCUACCUCCUCGAUGUCGUUACCCCAUAUGCCCCGCCGCCUCUCCUCCAGUCAAAAUUUUCCCAAAUCCUUACGAACCUCGCCCCGGCCUUGACUCUCCCUGAAGCCGAUGCGCCGCUGCUCAGACCCUCGAUAGGAUGUCUCGAAUCUCUGUUAGUAGCGCAAGACUCGGCGGCGUGGGAACUGUCACAUACACAGAUUGGCCCUCGACGGGCUGUAGCUGGACUUCUGAACCUGGCGAUGGAUCAUAGACCGAAGAUUAGAAAGCGGGCGCAAGAUGCCAUUAUGAAGGUCUUGAAGAACCCCCCUCCGAGCGUCUCCUUGGACCAUCCGGCGGCGGAUAUGUGCGCGGAGACUUCAUUGAAGAGUCUGAGUGAUCUUGUUGCGCAGUCGAGACAAGUGAAGAAGCAGAAGAAAAGCGAAACCGCGGACCACGAGCCAGCAUUGAUACAUGCCCUGCAAUUAGUGAAGACGGUAGCAUCGGCUUCAGGUGGAUGGCCGGCCAAGAAAAUCGAGUCGCUGUGCGAAGUGCUGCUCAAUAUUUCGAAGUCGUCCCACGAGUACAUGACUAUGGCCGCGUUUGAGGUUUUCGAAAUAAUUUUCGAGGGAAUGGCGGAUGAGACAUCGUCUUCGAAACUUCCUCGCCUUCUAGAAGUCAUUUCAGAGCUCCGACCAUCUCAAAACGAUUCGCAGCUGCUCCCCCCAUGGAUCGCUGUAAUUUCCAGAGGGUAUGAUGUUUCUGCGCAGAUUGAGCCAGAGGAGACUUUUCAAAAACUCCCAGAGUUGUUCAGCAUGAUUUCUGGAUUCUUAGCGUCGCCCGCGCACAACAUUCGAGUCUCCGCGUCCGAAUGUCUUGUUUCUUUCAUGGCGAACUGCAUACCAGACUCUGUUCUACUGGACCCCUCGAUAUUCGAUGAGAAGGUUUUGGAAAAGCUAGCGAAGGCAGCGAUGGAUCUACUGAGCGUCAAAUACCAGUCGGCAUGGAUGGAGACGUUCAAUGUCAUGGGUGCCAUGUUCGACGGCCUGCGAUGGCGAGCAGACCCGAUUCUGGCCGAUGUUGUCAGGACGAUCGGCGAGCUUCGUGGAAACGAGUCAUUCACCGGCAAGGCAGAGGCAAAUGAAAUCAUUGGCAAGGCCAUUCGAGCGAUGGGCCCUGAGCGCGUUCUCGAGAUCCUGCCCCUGAAUCUCGCUAAGCCAAGAGCUGGACAACCAGGACGUGCUUGGAUGUUACCUAUUCUACGAGACUUCGUUAGCAAUACCAACCUCCAACACUUCAGAUCCGAGUGCGUUCCUCUCAGUGAGGUCAUGUUCUCGAGGGUUCUUGCUCAUGGCGAAGCUGAGAAGACCAUGGAGAUUAAGCUGUUCGAGACGGUUGUGCAGCAGAUAUGGGCAAUUUUGCCAGGGUAUUGCGAUUUGCCUCUGGAUCUAACCGAAGCUUUCGAUCAGUCAUUUGCCGAGUUAUUGGCGAACUUGCUGUACCAACAAGCUGAUUUGCGUACCGAUAUCUGUAAGGGUCUCCAAUUAUUGGUAGACUCCAACCAUGCCAUUGUUGCAAUUGAGGAAGAGGAGGAUCUCGUGCUACAAAGCCGAGUCUCCAAGGCCACGGCUCAAAAGAAUCUUGACCACCUAUCAAAAUUUGCCAGCAACAUGCUCUCAGUACUGUUCAAUGUCUACAGCAAGACCUUGCCACAUCACAGAGGAUAUAUUCUGAGAUCUAUAAAUUCAUACCUGAGUAUUGUACCAUCUGCUGAGCUCAUGAAUACUUUCGAGUCACUCACAAAGAUGCUCGAGAAUUCUCUCACGGAAGGUGGAGUACAGACACAGGCCGAAAAACAGAAGCAGAAGCAGCAAAAUUCUGCAGAUAAGAUGCCCCCUACAAGUCACACUCUCAUGGAUUUGGUCAUUACAAUCUCGAUAUACCUACCCAGAGAAAGUUUCGUCCCUCUUUUCAACAUCGCCUCCGUAAUUAUUUCAAAGGAUGACGAUCCUCAACUGCAGAAGAAGGCCUACAAGCUCAUUCCUCGACUUGCUGAAUCCCCCGUAGGCCAAGAAGCUCUCAGCGAACGAAAUGAAGAGCUCCAACAACUUCUCGUAAACAGCGCUGAACAAGUUUCCGCUCCAGCCAAGCGAGACAGACUCACUGCAAUCUCAACUCUCAUUCCCUUCCUCCCCAACGACUCGCUCCACUUUAUCCCUGGUAUCCUCGCCGAAGUCGUCAUCUCGUGCAAGGAAGUCAACGAGAAAGCCCGCACAGCCGCUUUCGAUCUCCUCGUCCUCAUGGGCGAGAAGAUCGCCAACGCAACCGGUGCCAUGAUCCAAAAUGACAAGGUAGCACAUAUGCCCGACGACACGCCUCCCGUUCCCGCCACCCUCGAAGAAUACUUCACCAUGGUCGGCGCUGGUCUCGGAGGUAGCACGCCGCACAUGAACUCGGCUUGUAUCACAGCCCUGACCCGAAUCCUCUACCAUUUCCGUGAAUCGCUCCAACAAGAAACAAUCGCAGGUCUUGUCGAGACGAUGGACCUCUUCCUCACAUCCAACAACCGUGAGAUCGUACGCAGCGUGCUUGGUUUCGUGAAAGUCUGCAUCAUCAGUUUGCCCACCGACAUGAUGGUACCCAGACUCCAGACUCUUGUGCCGAACCUGAUGGUAUGGAGUCACGAACACAAAGCCCAUUUCAGAGCCAAGGUCAAGCACAUCCUGGAGCGCAUGAUCCGCCGCUUUGGCGUUGAAAUCGUGAACAAGUACUGCCCCGAAGAAGACAAGAAGCUCAUCUCCAACAUCCGCAAGACCAAGGAGCGCAACAAGCGUCACAAGGACGCCGCGAAAGCUGCAGGCGAGGGAAACGACGACGAAUGUGUAAAGAGAAAGGGGCGCUUCGAGUCCGAGUACGACGAGGCGUUACAUGGCAGCGAUAACGAUUCAGAUGGCUCGGAUGUCUCUGACAAUGAAGUCUUGGGCAAGAGCAGGAAAGCCGCUAAGAAGGGCGGCAACACCUACAUCGUGGAAGAUGAGGACGAGCCGCUUGAUCUUCUAGAUCGGAAAGCACUUGCCAACAUCUCGUCUACCAAACCGCUUAAACAGCGAGCCAUGGUUAGAACGAAGGCGAGGAUGGAUUUGGAUGGCAAACUGUUGCUUGGUGGCGAUAGCGACGAUGAGGAUGACCCGAUGGUUCUUAUCGCCCCUGGCGAGAAAGUGGAUGAGGACGAAGGGGGUGUGGGUGCUUACGUGAAGGCUAUCAAGGGACGGGAUGCGGUGCAGAGGGGACGUGGUGGCAGACUUAAGUUCUCGAAUAAAAGGGCCAAGGAUGAGGAUGAGGAGAUGGACCUUGACGAAGACGAGGUCAAGGCUAUCAAGAAGACUAUCGGAGGGAGCUCGAGGGGUAGUCUCACGGGUCGAGGAAGAGGAGGCGAUAGGGGGAGAGGAGGUCGUGGUGGGAUUACGAAUGGGAGAAGAGGGCUGGGUGAGGAGAAGAGACAUGGGGAUGGUAGUGGGUUCUCGAGAGGUGGCUCGAGAGGGGGCUCGAGAGAAGGUAGAGCAGGUGGUCGGGUCAUGAAAUCACCCAGGGGACGAGGUCGGAGGUAA
Messenger RNA from Drepanopeziza brunnea f. sp. 'multigermtubi' MB_m1, 3792 nucleotides. RefSeq lists its product as uncharacterized. The record is from RefSeq and is a predicted model, not a curated record. NCBI's taxonomy places the organism in Eukaryota, Fungi, Ascomycota, Leotiomycetes, Helotiales, Drepanopezizaceae.